Molecule: messenger RNA, 2963 nt
Organism: Anguilla anguilla (European eel)
Lineage: Eukaryota; Metazoa; Chordata; Actinopteri; Anguilliformes; Anguillidae
Gene: acadvl
Product: acyl-CoA dehydrogenase very long chain
Exons: 20
Coding region: 347-2326 (659 amino acids)
Molecular function (GO): fatty-acyl-CoA binding; flavin adenine dinucleotide binding; very-long-chain fatty acyl-CoA dehydrogenase activity
Source: RefSeq, a predicted model, not a curated record
UACUGACCUCGUCACAUUUCUAACUGCUCUGACGUUUCAGACUUUUCGAGCUACUGUAGUUGGUUGCUUUACAGUCUCUGGUUGGUUAUUUCGUCCUGGGCGUCCUCGGUGAUAUUUGCAAACGAACAAGCUGAGAAGGCAUUGACCUUUUCUAUAUACCGUAUUAUUAUUUCUAUAUAUCGAUAUUAAAUUAUUUGAGGACAAACAUUUGAUUGAAGUCUCGUCAGCUAAAAUUUUGCCAAGGAGAUAUUUUCAUAAUAACGCUGCUGGAGUGCCUCCGCGCGGAUACGUUUAUCAUAACGUUGGGCUUUAUCACUCAAACACACAACCCGGUAUACGAUCAGAAAUGCUUCUGCGUGGAGUAAGCCAGAGCACCGCUCUGUGUGGUGCUGCCCUCCGUCUUUCUCCCGCAAUAUCUGGGGGUCAACACCAGCUUGGAGCCAUUGUAGCUGUUCAUAAUGCUCGUUUCUACGCCAGUCAGGCCGCCGAAGCGGUGCUGGAGAAGCCGGCGGUUGCCAGUGACGCUGCUGCUAAGGUUGCCUCUGAGAAGAAGCCGCUCAGUCUGGAGUCCCAGUCGUUUGCUGUUAACAUGUUCAAAGGGCAGAUCAGUACGGCUCAGGUGUUCCCCUUCCCUUCAGUGAUGAACGAGGAGCAGACAGAGUUCCUCGGAGAGCUGGUUGGGCCCGUGACAAAGUUCUUUGAAGAGGUGAACGAUCCAGCAAAGAACGACGUGCUGGAAAAGGUGGAGGACAGCACGAUGGAGGGGCUGAAGGCGAUGGGGGCUUUCGGCCUGCAGGUGCCAGCUGACCUGGGGGGCUUGGGCCUCACUAACACACAGUAUGCCAGGUUAGUGGAGAUCGUGGGCAUGCACGACCUUGCCGUCGGCAUCACUCUGGGCGCCCACCAGUCUAUUGGCUUCAAGGGCAUCCUGCUGUUUGGGAACAAGGAGCAGAAGGAGAAGUACCUGCCCAAGCUGGCCUCCGGAGAGACCCUCGCAGCCUUCUGCCUGACAGAGCCAGCCAGCGGCUCAGACGCCGCCUCCAUCAAGACUACAGCUGUGCGCUCCCCCUGUGGACAGUACUUCACCCUCAACGGGGGCAAGAUCUGGAUCAGUAAUGGAGGCUUAGCAGAGAUCUUUACUGUGUUCGCCAAGACACCAAUGAAGGAUGAAAAGACUGGAGAGAUGAAAGACAAGAUUACUGCUUUCAUCGUGGAGAGGAGCUUUGGUGGAGUUACUCAUGGCCCCCCAGAGAAGAAGAUGGGCAUCAAGGCGUCCAACACGGCGGAGGUGUACUUGGAUAACGUGCGGGUGCCCCUGGACUGCGUGCUGGGCGAGGUGGGCGGCGGCUUCAAGGUGGCCAUGAACAUCCUGAACAACGGGCGUUUCGGCAUGGCGGCGGCCCUGUCCGGCACCAUGAAGGGGGUCAUCACCAAGGCCGCGGAUCAUGCCGCCAACAGGACUCAGUUCGGGAACAAGAUCCACAACUUUGGGGCGAUCCAGGAGAAGAUGGCACGCAUGGCCAUGCUCCACUAUGUCACUGAGUCUAUGGCCUACAUGGUCAGUGGGAACAUGGAUAGCGGAGCCUCAGAAUUUCAGAUAGAGGCUGCCAUCAGCAAGAUUUUCGCCUCCGAAGCAGCCUGGACCGUGACGGACGAGUGCAUUCAGGUCAUGGGCGGAAUGGGCUUCAUGAAGGACGCAGGAGUGGAGAGGGUCAUGAGGGAUCUGAGGAUAUUCCGAAUAUUCGAGGGAACCAAUGACAUUCUCCGACUGUUCGUUUCCCUCAAUGGCUUUCAGAAUGCAGGGAAUGAACUGAAGAGUCUGCAGAGAGCACUGAAGAACCCACUGGGUAAUGCUGGCUUGCUGGUGGGAGAGAUCAGCAAGAGAGCCAAGAGGAGGGCGGGGCUUGGAACGGGGCUGACGUUGCAGGGGUCCGUCCAUCCUGAGCUGUCUGAGUCCGGAGAGCUGGCAGUGAAAGCCAUCGAGCAAUUUGGAGCUGUCACCGAGGACAUGCUGCUUAAACAUGGCAAGAGAAUCAUCGAUGAGCAGUUUGUGUUGAAGAGGGUGGCGGACUGUGCCAUUGACCUGUACGCCAUGGUAGUUGUCCUCUCCAGGGCCUCGCGUUCCCUGGCUCAGGGCCUCCCCUCUGCCCAGCACGAGAAGAUGCUCUGUGAGACCUGGUGUUUUGAGGCCCAUCAGCGGAUCAUGAAUGACAUCAAGUCUCUGAGAUCCAGCGACUCCAAGCGGAUCUUCAAGAACCUGAGAGCCAUCUCCGCGGCCGUGGUGGAGAACGGGGGCGUGGUGUCCCCGCACCCUCUGGGCUUCUGAAGUCCCGAGCGCAGCUACAACCCCUACCCCUCCGCCCCCAUCCCAGCCAGGAAGCUCGCCUGCCCCCAGCGUGUCCCCAAUGACCCCACCCUAAGGCUCAGUGUCCAGUGAAGUGAAAACAGAACUUUGAGGCACUGCUGCAUUACCAUCCGCAAACAAAUGCCUUGUGCUUCUAGUCUUCUAGAAAAGUCACAGACUUAAACAAUGCUGCAAUAACUGAUCAGCCGUAAAUACUGGAAAUUGUCUGGUUUUUUUUUUUUUUUAACCAAUUGGCUCGAUAAAGACUGAGGUCAUCGCCACUGAUGCUUUACCCAUCACUCUCAUCACUGAAACAACAUGACUUGAGCGGGAAGAAUCAACUGUGAGCCACGGCCCUGUGAUUGGGUUGAGUUCUUAAAUCACUGUAUACAUAUUAGAUACUGACUGGCUCACAUUGUAGUGUCUAGGCAGGUGAGACUCAAGUGAAUUAUUUAAUUAAAUGUUUGUCCUGUUGUUUCUGUAUAAAAUAGUGGAUCCCAGUACCUGAACUCUGUGGUUUCACUCAAUUCAGUUCUAUCACCGUGACCCUGACCACGCUGCAAUUUCUUACUUACCUGUUGAUGGUACUGUUUUGUGUAUCCAAGGUGGUGUUUGAAAA